Periophthalmus magnuspinnatus is the source of this 7193-nucleotide messenger RNA. RefSeq names its product protein tyrosine phosphatase, non-receptor type 23, a (gene ptpn23a). Gene Ontology annotation, biological process: endocytic recycling; protein transport to vacuole involved in ubiquitin-dependent protein catabolic process via the multivesicular body sorting pathway; early endosome to late endosome transport. The transcript is spliced from 25 exons. NCBI's taxonomy places the organism in Eukaryota, Metazoa, Chordata, Actinopteri, Gobiiformes, Gobiidae. Gene Ontology annotation, molecular function: protein tyrosine phosphatase activity; protein binding. The coding region runs from base 151 to 5790 and encodes 1879 amino acids. Gene Ontology annotation, cellular component: endosome. The record is from RefSeq and is a predicted model, not a curated record.
CAAUGGAUACAUGACACAGUUGUUUGGGGCGAGAAAGCCUGUACUCGCAGACCGAUCACAACAUUACCCUGCCCCGCACUACCGGCGUGUGGAGAACCGACCGACCGCGGCAAGAGACCCCCCUGUCCGCCGCCGCCGCCGCUCGCAGCGAUGGAGGCGGUCCCGCGGAUGCCCAUGAUCUGGCUGGAUCUGAAGGAGGCAGGGGAGUUUCAGCUGAGCCCGUCCGUCAGGCAGUUUAUCUUGAAGAAUUAUGGGGAGAAUCCAGACAACUACAAUGAACAACUAAAGAAGCUGGAGACACUGAGGCAGAGUGCAGUGAAUGUGACACGGGACUUUGAAGGAUGCAGUACUCUGAGGAAGUACUUUGGCCAGCUUCACUACCUCCAGAGCCGUGUGCCCAUGGGCCCAGGGCAGGAGGCCGCUGUCCCCAUCUCAUGGACAGAGAUCUUUUCUGGAAAAACUGUAACACAUGAGGACAUCAGCUAUGAGCAGGCCUGCAUUCUGUACAAUCUGGGGGCGCUCCACUCAAUGCUGGGAGCCAUGGACAACCGGGUCUCAGAGGAGGGAAUGAAGGUUUCGUGCACUCACUUUCAGUGCUCAGCUGGAGCCUUCUCUUACCUGCGUGACCACUUCAGCCACAACUACAGUGUCGACAUGAGCCACCAGAUCCUCAACCUCAACAUCAACCUCAUGCUUGGUCAGGCCCAAGAGUGUCUCCUGGAGAAGUCCAUGCUGGACAACAGGAAGAGCUUCCUGGUGGCUCGUAUCAGUGCACAGGUGGUGGAUUACUAUAAAGAGGCGUGCAGGGCCCUGGAGAACUCUGAGACCGCCUCCAUGCUGGGCAAGAUUCAAAAGGACUGGAAGAAACUGGUCCAGAUGAAGAUCUAUUACUUUGCGUCUAUUGCACAUCUCCACAUGGGGAAACAGGCGGAAGAGCAGCAAAAGUAUGGAGAGAGGCUGGCCUACCUACAGAGCUCCAUGGAUAAACUUAAUGAAGCCAUUAAGCUGGCCAAGGGUCAACCUGACAGUGUGCAGGAGGCCUUGAGAUUCACCAUGGAUGUCAUUGGUGGAAAGCAUAACUCUGCAAAAAAGGACAAUGACUUCAUCUACCAUGAGGCCGUUCCUGCUUUAGAGACUCUAGCUUCUGUCAAAGGUGCUCCUCUGGUGAAGGCUCUCCCAGUGAAUCCCACAGACCCCAGUGUCACCGGGCCGGACCUGUUUGCCAAACUGGUGCCUAUGGCUGCGCACGAGGCGUCCUCACUUUAUAGUGAGGAGAAGGCCAAGCUGCUGAGGGAUGUGAUGGCCAAGAUUGACAGCAAGAAUGGAACGCUAGAACAGUUCAUGGACUCUCUGGGCCUGGAGCCGGACUCUGUGGAUAACUUGGACAUGUACAGCCACAUCCCCCCGGUCCUGAUGGAAAAGUGUGCAGCUCUGAGCGUCCGACCUGACACAGUCAAGAGCCUCGUGCAGUCCAUGCAGAUGCUGUCUGGCGUCUUCACCGAUGUGGAGUCCUCCCUGAAGGAGAUCCGGGACGUCCUGGAGGCAGACGAGGCAGGCGAGAGGGCAGUGCAGGAGGCUGUGGGGGCUGGUGUGUCCGCUGAGCUCCACCCCCCUACACAGGCUCAGACGCUGGCAGAGAUCCGCAGGGACCUAGAGAAAUACAUGGAGGCCCACGACAAGGCCAGCUUCACCAACACAGAGCUGCACCGUGCCAUGAACCUGCACAUCCACAACCUGCGCCUCCUGGGAGGGCCCCUGGACAGUCUGAGGGAGGCCCUGCCCAGCCCACAGCUCUCUGAAGAGGAGGUUGCUGGGCUCCAGACAAUGAAACGAAUCCUGGGUAAAGUGCAAGAGAUGAGGGACCAGAGGAGCUCCUUCGAAAAGCAGCUACGAGACCUAAUCCAGCAGGAUGACAUCACCUCCACCCUGGUGACCACAGAGAGGGCAGAUAUGAAGCGGGUCUUUGAGGAGCAGCUAAAGAAAUAUGAGCAGCUCAAAGUUUACAUCGAUCAGAACUUGGCGGCUCAGGAGAACAUCCUCAAGGCCCUCACUGAAGCCAAUGUGCAGUACGCCUCUGUGCGAAAGGGCCUGAGCCAGACGGAGCAGCAAUGGAACAGCACUGUGCAGGGGCUGGUGGGCUCCUACGAGGCUUAUGAAGAUCUGAUGAAGAAGUCCCAGGAGGGUAAGGACUUCUAUGAAGACCUGGAGGCCAAAGCCUCUCGUCUUCUGGAGAGGGCUAAGGCUCUCUGUCAGACCAGAGCAGAGGAGAGGAAGCCUGUUCUGGACAGAGACCAGAAGAAGCCCCCUGCCCGGCCCACAGCAGCCAAGCCAUCGCUUCAGCCUAAGGCCCCUGACGUAGACUCGGCCUGCUCCAGUCUGGAGGACGCAGAGCUGGCUCAGCUCAGUGCAGCCAUUUUGGCUCUAGGGGGCGACCUCCCUGAAGAACUGCGAAGUCUGCCACCGGACAUGAGCGCUCUGGCCCCUGGAGCUCCUCGUGUGCCCGGUCCUGAGGCCUUCCUGCCCCCUGGCACUAGCACUUCUUUGCCCUGGCCUGGAGCUCCCCCUGCUGCUUUGCCCCGCUUCCCUGCCAAUCUGCCCCCUCCAGAGCUCCUUGCCCGUAUUGCACAGUUUCCCACAUCUGGCUCUCUACCUGGUACCCAGGGCCCCCUCCCACACAGACCUGUACCUCAGAUGGCCCUGCACAUGCGCCCACAAAUCCCCCCUCCCCAGAUGCCUCGUCCACAAAUGCCCCAUCCUCAAAUGCCCCCUUCACACAUGACCUCUCCACAAAUGCCCCCACAGGCUGCAGUUCCCAGGUACCCUGGACCCUCUCCCCAAGGUCCCCCCUCUGCGACAGUGGUGCCCACACCAGUGCGGCCCUCCACAACCACAGUGAACACUAUCCAAACUCCAAUUCCAAGCUACGCCCCCACACCUCGCCCCCCUCCAGUCUCCACAGGCUACACCAUGCCCCCUCACAUAGGGGGGUACCCACAGUACCCCUCCGUGUCCCAGCCAGGGCUGCCCAUGCAAGCCCCUGGACAAGCACCUGCAGUACCACAGCAGCAACAGCAACAACCAAAGCAGUUCCCCCAGGCUCAGGCAUACCCUGCCCCCCACCCCACUGUACAGGCUCCCCAGCCCUACCCUCAUGGGUACAUGCCCCCACAGCCCCGUAUGCCCCCACACUAUCAACAGACAUUUACCCCUCAACAGAAUGGGUAUCCACCCCAAGGCUACCCUACCCCACAGGGGUAUAUGCCCCAACAGGCUGCACAUAUGAUGCCAAGACCCGGUCACACCCCUCCAAUGCCCGCCCAGGUACCCCCUCCACAAAUCCCCCCCACAUCACAGCCAGCCCCUCCCACAUCUCAGCACUACAUGCACCACCCUAAUCAACACAUGGCUCCAGGACCCCCAGCCCCACAUAUGCUCCCCCAACAGCAGCAUAUGGGCCCACAUGUGCCCCCCCAUGCCCAAAUGCAGAUGCCCCCUGGCCCAAAUGUACCCCCCACGAGCCAAGCAAUGCCCCCAGUCUCUCAGAACUACAUGCCCCCCGUCAGCCAGCCGCUCCACCCCUCACUACGCCCACAGCUACCCCCACAGCUCCCUCCUGUGUCCCAGGCUCACAUGGUCCCAGGUCCUCAGAUGCAUGUGCCCAGGGGUCCCGUUCCCCACAUGCCCCCAGUGCAGCCACCCCCACCGGGCCACAGCGGGGUAUAUCCUGGAGCACCACCAGUCAUGCCCCAACAACCUUUAGCACCACAACCUGCCCCUCCCCAACAACCGGUUCUUCCGAUGGGCCACCCCCCUGCUCCGACCAUGUACCCUCCCGGCAUGUGCAACAGCGGACCCUCACCUGCCCCUCAGCCUUCCCCUGCUCUUCCCCCAACGCACAUUCCACCUGUCCAACACAUGAUCCAACCCACACCGGGAGCUCCCCCAGUACCACCCAACGCACUGUGCCCUUCUCCAUCACCGUCUCCUUCCCCAGCUCCCCCUUCCCCUGCCCCUCUGGCUAUCACUCCUCAGCCUAGACCCCCCACCACCCCGGGCACUACCCCCAACCCCACCCUGCCCUCUCCCUCUACGGUCUCGCCCUCCACUUCGCUCUUUCAACGGCAAAACUCCAGCACGGACGACCUCCUCUCCUCCAGUCCUGAAAGCCAACACGGAGGUACCAAGACGCCCACCAACGUCCUGCAGCCUACCAAAGCGGAUCCCCAAGAUGGAGAACGGCGCAAGAAGAACUCUCAGGGGGUCCUCGUCAUCCAGGGAGACCCCUACCAAGCUCCCGAAAGAGUGUCUCGCCUUUACAACGAACUAGAACGCUUCAGGUCCCAGGUGGACUCUCUGGAGCUGCCGUCGGACAAUGAGGGGGGCAUGUCUGUGCUGGAUGCUCGGUGGAAGGAGCUCCAGGAGCAGCAAGAGAAGGAUGCGAGGCAGCUGUCCAUUGCCAUUGCGCGCUGCUACACCAUGAAGAACCGCCACCAGGAUGUGAUGCCCUAUGACGUCAACAGGGUGGUGCUCCAGUCGGGCAAGGAUGACUACAUCAAUGCCAGCCUGGUGGAAGAGCUGUCGCCGUACUGCCCCCGGAUCAUUGCCACUCAGGCCCCUCUGACGGGCACCGCGGCAGAUUUCUGGCUCAUGGUGUAUGAGCAGAAGGUGUCACUCAUAGUCAUGCUGGUGUCUGAGCAGGAGCUGGAAAAGGGAAAAGUCCUGCAUUACUUCCCAAUGGAACGUAAGCAGCAGUUGUCCCAGGGCCCCAUCACCUUGAGCCUGACUACGGUGAAGAGCAUGCCCACCCACACAGAGCGUAUGAUCAGUCUGCAGUACCGCGAGCAAAGCCUCAAGAGGACUGUGGUACACCUGCAGUUCACCUCCUGGCCACAACUGGGUCUUCCUGACAGUAAGAGUAACUUGCUACGCUUCAUCCAGGAGGUCCACGGACACUAUCUGCACCAGAGGCCCUUACACAAUCCUGUUGUGGUGCACUGCAGCUCUGGCGUUGGUCGCACCGGAGCCUUCUGUCUCCUGUACGCUGCAGUGCAGGAGCUGGAGGCCGGCAACGGCAUCCCCGACCUGCCUCUGCUUGUGAAGAAGAUGAGACAGCAGAGGAAGAACAUGCUGCAGGAGAAGUUGCACUUGAAGUUCUGCUAUGAAGCGGUUCUGAAGCACGCUGAGCAGGUUCUCCAGCGCCACGGCAUCACUACUGCCACCUGCAGCAAGACCAACAACACAGCAGCUGCCAAGUCGUAUUCCAGACAGGAGUCUCAGCAGGACAUCGUGAUGGGGGGAGACCUGCCCAUCAGCUCCAUUCAGGCCACAAUCGCCAAGUUGAGUGUCCGGCCUCCGAGCGCCACCGACCCCUCCAUGGACCCAGAGGAGCGGGCCCCUUCCCCCCCAACCUACCCCAACCUAGACUGCUCCCCUCCAGACCUCAUCCCUCCCCUGUCCACCCCCACCAUGUCCCCCACCAAAGCCCCCUCCUCACCCUCACAUCCCAACAACAAUAACGGGCUGGAAUCACCAGAACCAGAGCCAGAGCACAGCGGCAGUCCACCCCCCGUCGAAGAAGCCCCAGUCCCAGCUCCAUCCUCCCUGGAGCUCCUGGCCUCCCUGGCUCCAGAGGCAUUCUCCAUGGAGGGCGGGGGGAAGGGGAAGCAGAGAGUGACCAAACAGAGCUUCCUGCAGCCGGCGGAGGGGCAGGGGCUGCAUGGGACCAGAGCCAAGGAGGAAGGGGACCCAUUGAGUAGCCUGGACCCCCUCUGGAGUCUGAACAAGCACUAAAGCCAGAGUGCAGACAGCUAAAGAGGGGUGGGCUAUGGCCAAUGAUAAAAAUACACAGUAAGACACUACACUUGGAUAAAAAACAUGAGGAACAAAUACUUAAAAUCACAAUAUUAAACUUGAUUUUAAAGUUUUCAUAAAUUUCUAUUUAUUGACAUUCUAGGCCAAUGGAAAAUUUAAAGAGGGGGUAUUAUGAAAAAUGUACUUUUUGGAGCUUUCUGCCAUGUUAUAAUGUUCCUUCAUCAAAAACAUGAAGUGGUUUGAUUCAUCUAGCAAUUUCUCCUGGGCCCCAUUUGAACCCUCCUUACGGUUGGCUGUAAAAGUCUGGUUAAAGCUCAGCCUACCUCACCCGUGCUCCCACAUGACCAUUUUUUAUAAAACAAAAACAAACCUGAUGCGAUGUGCAGUCAUUUCAUUAGUGAAAUCCACACCAAUAGUGUUGUGAUAGCGCUAUGUAAGGAGAGUCACGAAAAAACGAAACUGAAACUAAAUAAACAUUUAUAUGUUGUUCUUGGCAAAUAAAGCAUUUUCAAAAGGUGAUGGUGAAAUAUGUGUUAGCAGUUAAAACCCCAUAGAAGUGUAAUACCCCCACUUUAAUUUCUCUGAUUUUGCAGUUUUCAAGUACUAUUGCAAAUAGAUUUCAGAUUUAUUUAUUAAAAUCUAAAUUCCAACCGCUAAGCCAGGACACAAGUUGCAUAUAUUUACAGAACACAACAACAAUCAACACUGAAAUCGAGAUAAAUAUUCUUAAUCUUCAAUCUGAAUUCUAGUUAUAUUUUGACUAAUUUUGUUUUGCCAAGAGAACAAUUUCAUCCGUUAUUAGUAAGAAUGGAGGUGUCAUUUAAAAAUUUGGUUGCUGGAAGAGUUGCGCUGUGUAGUUGGAUGCAGUUUGGGUGCCUUAUGUUUUAUUAAAAAAUCCAAAUUUAAGCACAUAUUUCACUCCUUUCCAUAGUUGGUUUCUGUCACUUUGCUAAUUAUUUCAGAAUUCUGUGAUUAUUAACUUGUUUAGCAUCUUGCUAUGUGGAUGUUAGCUGCAGCGUUGGCCACAUACAGACUGUACAAGGCAAGAAGGGGAAUCUUUAGUUUAACAUUUAAAUUAUACAUUAGCCCUUUUCUAUGCGCUUAAUCAAGUUGUCACGUUGUUAUUGAGUCUUUUUUUCUCAGUUAACAUACUGGCUUUAAACUGUGCUUUUUUUUUUAAAACAUUGAAAGCUUGGUGGUCUGUGUAUGUCUCCUAACUGUUAGCCUUGUGAUUAACUGAUAAAUAAAUAAUAUUUUGAUACAAAGUAUUGAAAAUUCUUUUAUUUCAUUCAGAUCUACUUUAAGUUUGGAUGACACAACUUCUUUUUAGUACUUAACUGGAAUAUUAUUUGGGGUUUGUUUAAUUCACACUGGCUAAAACG